Molecule: messenger RNA, 904 nt
Organism: Eleginops maclovinus (Patagonian blennie)
Lineage: Eukaryota; Metazoa; Chordata; Actinopteri; Perciformes; Eleginopidae
Gene: haus2
Product: HAUS augmin like complex subunit 2
Exons: 7
Coding region: 142-756 (204 amino acids)
Biological process (GO): centrosome cycle; spindle assembly; microtubule nucleation
Cellular component (GO): HAUS complex; mitotic spindle microtubule; centrosome
Source: RefSeq, a predicted model, not a curated record
GAGUUCACUCCCUCCAGAAGGUGGCAGUAGCGCCUCACCAGCUGCCGUUAAACGAUCAUAGAAGAAGAAGACAAACCAUCGGGCGGGUUUAGUUUGGGCUGUUGUUGAUGUUUCCGAAAGGAUAACCUCUCAGAAUAAACGAUGCAUCAGUGGGACUUGUCUCCGUUCACAGUGACUCCAGCUGCCAGCCUGUUGGCCAGAUGUGUCUCCAGAGAUAUUUUGUCUCAGGAGGAAAUAGACUCCGCCUCCUCCAGGCUGAGCCCCGUCUUCUCCAAUCACCUGCACGAGGCUGAACAGCGAAUCAGAACGCGGAGACGGCUGGAUCAGCUGCAGCUUGAGAUGGAUCUGCUGAAGAUGGAGAAGAAGAGCGCCGACGUCACACACAGUUUCUACCUCUCUCGGAGGUUCCAGAUGUUGCAGAUGUUCUGCAGCCACCUGCAGGACCUCCUGAAGGAACAGAACAGCCUGAGGCAGCGACUGAUGAAACCGCUGGGUCGCACCAACCUGCCCGUUCAUGCUCACCUGCAAAGGUUUGUGGUGGACGUGGUGAAGAUGCUGUUGGACUUUAUCGAGACUCUGGAGGAGAAGCUCACGGUGGUCCGCUGCAGCCCCACCGCCAUCGACCGCCUCGCUCAGCUGAACACCUCCCUCACUCAGUUACUGGCUCACGUGGCGGAUGUGGAGAGUUUGUCCAAUCAGGUUCUCCAGAGGAGGGAGGUGCACAGCAGCAAGCAGAGUGACAGCUCUACAGGAUGACCCCUCCUCCUCCUCCGCCUCCUCCUAUCUGAUAAACACAGACACCUUAACAUGGACACUGUUUACGAGUUAUUGAUAUUUUUGUGUCAAAUAUUGCUUUUUGUUUUAUGUAAUAAAAUCUUAUGUUGGUAGAAACUUUUCAACAGCG